ACCAAAACCAUGGCUUAUUACUACUACUGAAAAUCAGAUAGUUAUUGGCAAAGCCAAAAGACUGAAAAGAUCAAAAAAAUUCGAUUGUAAAUGGCAUGUCAAUUUAAGUAACCCGGAAAUUGGUAAUUAUGUGUAUAUUACUCUUGUUCACUUUAUACAUAACCAUGAUAUUAUUAUGGAUAAUGCAAGGUUUGCUAUGGCGUUCCAAAAAUUCGAUGAGUCUGUGAUGAGUGAAAUUGAACGUGCUGUUGUGUAUAAACAUUGUGACGCAUAUACUAUAAGAAAUUUGUUACAGCCUUUAUUUCCUAGUCAACUUUUUCUUACACAAAAUUUAUCAAAUAUGAUCCAAAAAAUUAAGCGUGAACAAAGGGUUGCUGGGUCUGAUGCAUCCAAUUUAUUAAAAUUUUUACUAGAACAGCAAAAGGAGAAUCCUGUAAUGUUUGUUCAACCACUAAUAAAUUCGGAUAGUAAUUGGCUAAAUAGUAUUUUUUGGAUGACAGCAAAUCAAGUUGCUUUAUGGUCGCGAUAUUCGGAUGUUGUUUUAUAUGACAAUACCUCAAGAACAAAUAAAUAUAAUUUUCCUUUAUCAUUAUUCAUUCUUGUUGACAAUGAUGGGAAAUCACGGUUGGAAGCACAGGCUUUUUUAAGCGAUGAGACUCAGGAAAGUUACGAAUGGGUUCUGCAACAAACUUUAGAUGCGACUAGUGCAGAACCACGAGUUAUAAUGACUGAUAUGGAUCCUGCAAUAGAUGCGGCAUUUCUUUAUAAGUGUGAAAAAUUAGACAUUGAUUAUGCCUAUAAAUUUGAUGAGUCAGAUCAAAAUGAAUUUACUGAAAUAAAUUGUAAUCAAUCGGUAAAAAAUGUAGAUUCUAUAUGUAAUGAGCCAUUUGUUAGUACUUCUUCUCAAGAAUGUCAACAUAGUCAUGUGCAGAGUCUUAUUCCUAGUCAUCAUUAUAACGUUCAAGAAGUUCAAGUUCGAUAUCGUCUGCAAAAAAAAAUGGAUUAUGGUCGUAUCCUGGAUCAUUUUAAGAAAGCAUUAAAUUAUUCAUUAGAGGACGAUGAUCAGAAUAACUUGGAUGGGCUUAUUUUAUCUUACAUCGCUAAAAAAGAAGCAAUGCGGGGCAAUAAAGAUCGGUCAGCACCUAUUGAAACUCAAGAUUCUAGUUGUAUAAAAUUGUCUGAUGGGUGCGUUUAUCAUGUUGAUAAUAUUAAAGAUCUAGCAAUACGCAGAGGUAAAGAUGUUGAAGACAAAAAUAAUGAAACCGGUGCAA
This is a messenger RNA of Racocetra fulgida, 1271 nucleotides long. NCBI's taxonomy places the organism in Eukaryota, Fungi, Glomeromycota, Glomeromycetes, Diversisporales, Gigasporaceae. The record is from the annotation of a GenBank genome assembly.